AUGCAAAUCUUUGUGAAGACGCUAACGGGGAAGACUAUUACUCUGGAAAAUGUAAAGGCUAAGAUUCAAGACAAGGAGGGCAUCCCGCCGGAUCAGCAGCGUUUAAUCUUCGCCGGUAAGCAGUUGGAAGAUGGUCGCACUCUGUCCGACUACAAUAUACAAAAGGAAUCGACCCUUCAUUUGGUGCUUCGACUUCGUGGUGGCAUGCAAAUAUUUGUGAAGACGUUGACUGGCAAGACGAUUACCUUGGAGGUGGAGCCAAGUGACUCGAUAGAGAAUGUGAAGGCGAAGAUCCAAGACAAGGAGGGCAUUCCACCGGACCAACAGCGUUUAAUCUUCGCCGGUAAGCAGUUGGAAGAUGGACGCACCUUGUCUGACUACAAUAUACAAAAGGAGUCGACUUUGCAUUUGGUGCUUCGACUUCGUGGUGGCAUGCAAAUAUUUGUGAAGACGCUUACGGGGAAGACUAUUACCUUGGAGGUGGAGCCGAGUGACUCGAUAGAGAAUGUGAAGGCGAAGAUUCAAGACAAGGAGGGCAUUCCACCGGACCAGCAGCGUUUGAUAUUUGCGGGUAAGCAGCUGGAAGAUGGUCGCACUCUGUCUGACUACAACAUUCAAAAGGAGUCAACUCUGCAUCUUGUGCUUCGUCUUCGUGGCGGUUGA
Messenger RNA from Hydatigera taeniaeformis, 663 nucleotides. The record is from the annotation of a GenBank genome assembly. Lineage: Eukaryota; Metazoa; Platyhelminthes; Cestoda; Cyclophyllidea; Taeniidae.